AUGAACCUAAUUAUAUUUUUUCUGAUCCUAUCUGUAAGGCUGGCAUCGCAGUUCAUUGAACACAAAACACAUCCUUUGGAAAAGCCGAAUUUCAUUGAAACUGGACAUCCAAUCCUAACUGCAGUUGAAAUUUUAACAGGAGCAAAUGACGGUAGGAAGGAGGCCAACUUUGGUGGAGGGAAUCUUGGAGCCUAUUACAACUUUAUGUACCCUGAUAACACAGAUUAUCCUUGGGCUUGCCUUUGCAAUAUGGAAGACUUCAAACUUUGGCAAAUGAAAAAGCAGCCAUAUGUGCGGUGCAGGAACCAAGAGGAUCUAUCAUACCAGGACAUUCAAGCCAAUUGUGACCCGAGAAACAUGGCGAAUUAUGAAGAUGUGGCAACGGAAUACAUACUUUUCAAUACCUUUUGA
Messenger RNA from Theileria annulata, 411 nucleotides. RefSeq lists its product as uncharacterized. Lineage: Eukaryota; Apicomplexa; Aconoidasida; Piroplasmida; Theileriidae. The transcript is spliced from 2 exons. The record is from RefSeq and is a predicted model, not a curated record. Bases 1 to 411 code for a protein of 136 amino acids.